Molecule: messenger RNA, 567 nt
Organism: Theileria annulata
Lineage: Eukaryota; Apicomplexa; Aconoidasida; Piroplasmida; Theileriidae
Product: RNA and export factor binding protein, putative
Exons: 4
Coding region: 1-567 (188 amino acids)
Biological process (GO): mRNA export from nucleus
Cellular component (GO): nucleus
Molecular function (GO): mRNA binding
Source: RefSeq, a predicted model, not a curated record
AUGGAUGUGGACCCCUCUGUAACGACAGCUAACAAGCUUGACAUGUCACUAGACGACCUUGGAAAGGCUAUGAAAAGUCGCAAGGUGAAGAAUGGAAGGAACUUUAAGGGAUUCUCACGUCGAAAUAGAACCUCCCAACCGAGGUCUAGAAGGUCCUUUUUCCGCGGUAGCAGAAGGUUUGGAGACAGACCCGAGCCUUUUAGAAGACGAAGAAGAGAAACUAAAUACAUCGUUCGAGUAUCGAACCUCGAUCACAGCGUUAUGAAGGAAGAUCUCAUGGAGUUGUUCAGCUCCGUCGGAGAUGUAGUCAAAGUUUGGGUCGAUUAUGAUAAUACUGACAGGUCCAAGGGCACUGGAGGUUGUAUCUACAAAUUCACAGAUGACGCCAAAAAGGCCAUUUCAAAGUUUAAUGGAACUGUAAUUGAGGGAAAAGCUGUUGAGAUGUAUGGGGAAGUGUUCAAUAGGGAACGUCGACCAUUCUUGCCUAGGGAACGCUUCGGCCUGAGAACCAGCAGGUUCUCUAGACCCAGAGGACAAAGAAGAAAUUUUAAAAAAACACCUUGGUAA